Messenger RNA from Sardina pilchardus (European sardine), 1568 nucleotides. It is a transcript of the gene fbl, whose product is annotated as fibrillarin. The record is from RefSeq and is a predicted model, not a curated record. The transcript has 9 exons. Gene Ontology annotation, cellular component: small-subunit processome; Cajal body; nucleolus. The coding region runs from base 131 to 1123 and encodes 330 amino acids. Lineage: Eukaryota; Metazoa; Chordata; Actinopteri; Clupeiformes; Clupeidae. Gene Ontology annotation, molecular function: rRNA methyltransferase activity; RNA binding; histone H2AQ104 methyltransferase activity. Gene Ontology annotation, biological process: box C/D sno(s)RNA 3'-end processing; rRNA methylation.
CAACCAUCUCGCAGUGCAUCAUGGGUAAGACCAUAUUCUUCUGGCUGCAUGUGUGAGGUGGUGGCUGCACACACGAGUGAAAUACGCACGGAGUGAAGUUGGACGCAUCUGGUCUUACUGUGCAAGUAAAAUGAAACCAGGGUUCAGUCCUCGUGGUGGUGGAGGUGGUUUCCGUGGUGGAAGAGGAGGCUUCGGAGACCGUGGUGGUAGAGGAGGCUUCGGAGACCGAGGUGGUGGUAGAGGAGGCUUCGGAGACCGUGGUAGAGGCGGAUUCCGUGGAGGAAGAGGUGGUGGUGGUGGGUUCAGGUCACCUGGUGGUGAUGGAGGCUUCAGAGGACGUGGAGGUGGCCGAGGGGCCCCUAGAGGCAGAGGAGGAGGACGUGGAGGUGGAGGUUUCAGAGGGGGGAGGAAAGUCUUGGUAGAGCCUCACAGACAUGAAGGUGUGUUUAUUUGCCGUGGCAAAGAAGAUGCCCUGGUUACAAGAAACAUGGUGAUUGGAGACUCUGUGUAUGGUGAAAAAAGGAUAAAUGUUGAAGAGGGAGAAACCAAGAUUGAGUACAGAGCAUGGAAUCCCUUCCGCUCAAAGUUGGCAGCUGCCAUCUUGGGAGGUAUUGACCAGAUCCAUAUCAAGCCUGGCGCAAAAGUUAUGUAUCUGGGAGCUGCAUCAGGAACAACAGUAUCACACGUGUCUGACAUCGUUGGUCCGGACGGUCUGGUAUAUGCAGUGGAGUUCUCUCACAGAUCAGGCAGAGACCUGCUGAAUGUUGCUAAAAAGAGGACCAAUAUUAUUCCCAUCAUUGAGGAUGCCAGGCAUCCCCACAAAUACCGCAUGCUCGUUGGCAUGGUGGAUGUUAUAUUUGCUGAUGUUGCCCAACCUGACCAGACGAGAAUUGUGGCUCUCAAUGCACACAACUUCCUUAAAAAUGGUGGCCAUUUUGUUAUUUCAAUUAAGGCAAACUGCAUUGAUUCAACGGCUGCACCAGAAGCUGUGUUUGCAGCAGAAGUGAAGAAAAUGAGCGCAGAGAACAUGAAACCCCAAGAACAGUUAACACUGGAACCUUAUGAGCGAGAUCAUGCGGUGGUGGUUGGUAUUUACAGAGCACCCCCCAAGCAGAAGAAAUGAUUUAUUUGAUCACCUUCACAUUUUAUUUUAUGGACCCCUUUCUCUAACUGCUGUUGUAACAGCUUUGCCCACAAGAGGCCGCAAGGACACAGUAUGCAAGGAUCCUAAUUAAAUUUGGGUACUAAACCAUCCAGCCCCAGCGCUGCCCUGGUCUGCUGAAAAGUAUCUCCACCUCCAGCUACAUUUUUGUACAUCUGUAAAACUAUGCUCUGUCGUCUGUGAUUGUGGAUGACCGAAAUGAAAUAACGUUAAAAUAUAGGCCGAUGUGCUUUGAUUGCCUGUGCAACUUUUUUUUUCGGUAUAAAACUGCUAUAGGCUCAUUCUAUGUUAGAAGAAAAAGAGGAAUCACAGUCCUUUAUAUUUUAAGUUUUUGACUGUACUAUUGCGUGUGAACAUUUGUCUGAUUUCCAGUGUAGUCAUUUUCUUAUUAAAAUGUCAGAAUGUA